GGUCCAGGUCUGUACUAUGUGGAUGAUAAUGGUACGCGUCUCUCUGGCCGGAUGUUCUCCACAGGCUGUGGGAACAGCUAUGCAUAUGGUGUAGUGGACAGUGGUUAUCGUGAGGAUAUGACCGUGGAAGAGGCGUAUGAGCUGGGCCGUCGUGGUAUUGCUCAUGCCACACACAGAGACGCCUAUUCUGGUGGUGUGGUCAACUUAUAUCACAUGCAGGAGGAUGGCUGGAUCAAAGUGUGUAAGGAGGACGUGUCAGAAUUAAUCCACCAAUAUAAGAAGGGAAUGUUCUGAUCACAUCUGAUCUCUCAUCCAAGCAACUCUCACUGUUUUAUUAUUUUAUCUGACAGUACAAAAUUAAAAUGAUCUCAAAGACA
Messenger RNA from Labeo rohita (rohu), 377 nucleotides. RefSeq names its product proteasome subunit beta type-8. Gene Ontology annotation, molecular function: threonine-type endopeptidase activity. Gene Ontology annotation, cellular component: proteasome core complex. Lineage: Eukaryota; Metazoa; Chordata; Actinopteri; Cypriniformes; Cyprinidae. The annotation marks the transcript as partial. The transcript has 2 exons. The record is from RefSeq and is a predicted model, not a curated record.